AUGGCGAAUGACAGCCUAGAUCCAUCCAUAGACCAAGGCGGAUCGUUCUAUAGCGGGAAUGUCACCGUGCAUGGAGGACCCUUCCACCAAGGCAAUAUCGUCAACAUCCAGCAGACGGCCAACCGAUGCCUCAUCGACCUCCGCGUCACCGACCCGCGCCAUGACAAGAAGCGCGUCCAGGACACCAAGGGCGGCCUGCUCGCGGACUCGUACGUCUGGGUGCUCGACAACCCUGACUUCCACCAAUGGCGCGACCACGAGGACCAGCGGCUGCUCUGGGUCAAGGGCAACCCGGGAAAGGGCAAGACCAUGCUCCUGUGUGGCAUUGUCGAUCAUCUCAAAACGAGGCUCGCCCAAGGAAGCCGCCUAGCGUACUUCUUCUGCCAAGCCACCAUUGAGCGCAUCAACACCGCGACGGCCGUCCUGCGCGGUCUCAUCUUCAUGCUUCUUGACCAAGACGCCUUCCUCGUAUCGCAUAUGAAGAAGAAGUACGAUGUCGCUGGCGAGGGGCUGUUCCAGGGCGAUAAUGCUUGGUAUGCGUUAUCCGAGAUCUUCACGGACAUACUCCGCGACCCGAAGCUGCAGGGCGUCUGCCUCGUUGUCGACGCACUGGACGAGUGUAUAGGUGGCCUACCGCAGCUGCUCGAGUUGAUUGUCGAAACCUCGCAAGCAACAUGCGCUAAGUGGCUCGUCUCAAGCCGCAACUGGCCGCAGAUUGAUUGGCCCGUGGCGCUGCCACACUUCCAGUGCCGACCAUUACUUUUCUAUCAAGACUCAAAGCUGAUGAUGAACUUUGGUCGCACUUCGUUGCUGGGAAACUCUACUCACCCCCGUCCAGAGCAUCUCCCCAAGCUCAACGAGCGUCAACAUGAGGCUCUCGACACGGUGGAGGCGAUUGCGCAGGCGAUUCAGUUGGAGGGCUUUGUCAAUGGGGCUGCCGCCGGGGAGAAGCGACACCUCGUCCGCAUGAGACUGCGCAGCUCGCAGCUCGGAUGGCCCAUUCCAGAGGGCCUCGCACGGGAAUGGGCCGAGGCGUUCGAGUCGGUCAAUUGCAAGGUAUGGCAUCUGGAUCCCAUGCCCGGCGACUCGUUCCCGCUCCGCAAAUAUACCAACUGA
Molecule: messenger RNA, 1116 nt
Organism: Anthostomella pinea
Lineage: Eukaryota; Fungi; Ascomycota; Sordariomycetes; Xylariales; Xylariaceae
Source: the annotation of a GenBank genome assembly